Andrographis paniculata is the source of this 3222-nucleotide messenger RNA. Its product is annotated as leucine-rich repeat receptor protein kinase HPCA1-like. Gene Ontology annotation, biological process: protein phosphorylation. The record is from RefSeq and is a predicted model, not a curated record. Gene Ontology annotation, molecular function: protein binding; protein kinase activity; ATP binding. The transcript has 18 exons. The coding region runs from base 226 to 3087 and encodes 953 amino acids. Lineage: Eukaryota; Viridiplantae; Streptophyta; Magnoliopsida; Lamiales; Acanthaceae.
GAUGAAGUGUGUUCGCAAUGCUUUCCUGAGCAUUUAAAUAAAAUUAUCCAUUUUUAUUAUAAUCGACAUUUGACUUUGUACAAUUAGAACAAGAACAAGUAAACUUGAUUGGGUCCUAAUUCUUUUAUUUAAAGAAUACAUAAUUAUCUUAAGUUUCUUCAUUUUGUGAUUAUGCAUUGUAUUGUUUGUGGGAUUGCAAAAUUUGAUCUGUUUGUUUGUUAAUGAAUGAUGAUUUUGAGGAUUGAUUUCUUAUCUCUGGUUAUUGCUUUGUCCCAAGUUUUGGCUAUUGCAGCAUUGAUUGAUCCAAAUGACUAUGUUGUGCUUCGAUCUUUGAAGGAUUCAUGGACUCAUACUCCUCCGAACUGGGAUAACGACGAUCCCUGUGUCUGGGAAGGCAUUGGUUGCGCGGGCAACCGUGUAGUUUCGAUUACUUUGGCGAGCAAUGGUUUGGAAGGACAGCUAUCUUCGGACAUCACAGGACUGUCCGAGCUGCAGAUCAUGGACUUAUCGUAUAACAAAGGCUUGACGGGGCCUCUUCCUACAUCGAUCGGGAACUUGAAGAAGCUCACGAGCUUGAUACUCGUUGGCUGUGGAUUCUCCGGUGCCAUACCAGCCUCGGUAGGAUCUCUACCGAAACUGCAGUACCUGUCGCUCAAUUCGAACAACUUCAUCGGCGCGAUACCUCCGUCUAUUGGCAACUUAUCGAGCCUUUCUUGGCUCGAUUUAGCCGACAAUAAGCUCACCGGAUCGAUUCCCGUCUCCGAUGAAAGUGGGCCGGGCCUCGACAUGCUUUUCCACACGAAACACUUCCACUUUGGAAAGAAUCAGCUCUCCGGCGACAUACCGUCGAAGCUGUUCAGCUCGAACUUGAUGCUCGUACACUUGCUGCUCGAACACAAUCAGUUCACCGGAAGCAUCCCUUCGACGCUAGCGCUCGUGAAGUCGCUCGAGGUCGUGCGUCUCGACCGGAAUUCCUUAACCGGACCGGUUCCUCCAGGCAUCAACAACCUCACGUCGUUGCAGGAGCUGUUCUUGGCGAAUAACGCGCUCGAAGGAUCGUUACCGAACCUCACGGGCAUGAGUUCACUCAACUACAUCGAUAUGAGCAACAAUUCGUUCGAUCCAACCGAUAUCCCGCCGUGGUUCUCGUCGUUGCAAUCGUUGACAACAUUGGUCAUGGAAAAGACGCAACUUCGAGGGCAGCUUCCAGUAACGCUGUUCAGCCUUCCACAGCUGCAGACGGUAUCGUUGAAGAAGAACAGGAUCAACGGGACGUUGGACAUCGGCUCGAGCUACAGCAAACAGCUAAGCCUGAUUGAUCUACGCAGCAACUUCAUCGAUGCCUUCGAACAUCGAUCCGGAUACACUCCCCAAAUCAUACUCGUUGAUAAUCCGAUAUGUCAAGAAGGAGACCAUGAGAGUUACUGCUCCAUUCCUCAGCAGACCAAUUCAUCGUACUCGACGCCUAUGGAUAACUGCAGCCCGACACCGUGUGCUCUGGACAAAACGUCGAGCCCCAAUUGCGCAUGCUCGUAUCCCUACUCCGGCACGUUAUACUUUCGAGCUCCAUCGUUUUCCAGCUAUGGAAACUUUAGUCUUUUUACAUCCCUUCAGAAGAAGCUUAUGACGACGUUUAACUCUCAAAGCCUACCCGUGGAUUCGGUUUCGGUGAGUAAUCCUACGAAGAACAUCGACAACUAUCUCCUGAUGAGCUUGAGGAUCUUCCCAUCUGGUCAAGAUUUUUUUAACCGAUCAGUGAUUUCUUCGAUCGGAUUUAUGCUCAGUAACCAGACAUUCAAACCGCCGCCUGGAUUCGGGCCGUUCUUCUUCAUUGGCGACAGCUAUCCCUACUUUGCAGGUAGCUUGGCCGGGGCUCAUCACAAAUCGGCGAACACCACUGUGAUCAUCGGCGUAGCGGCUGGCGGCGUCGUCCUGCUUCUGCUGUUAGUUGUAGCCGGAGUUUACGCUUUCCGGCAGCGGAAAAGAGCCGAGACAGCUGCUAAGCAGAGUAAUCCUUUCGCAUUAUGGGAUCCGAAAGCAAACACGGGCGGCGUUCCACAGCUAAAAGGAGCGAAGAGCUUCACGUUCGACGAGCUGAAACAAAGCACAAAUAACUUCUCCGCAAGCAACGAUAUUGGGAAGGGAGGCUAUGGAACUGUGUAUCGAGGAAUUCUUUCCACCGGACAGCUUGUCGCGAUCAAAAGAGCUCAGCAAGGAUCAAUGCAAGGCGGGCUCGAGUUCAAAACCGAGAUCGAGCUCCUCUCGAGGGUGCACCACAAGAACGUCGUCAGCCUCGUCGGGUUCUGUUUCGACCAGGGAGAACAAAUGCUGGUCUAUGAGUACAUCGCCAAUGGAACGUUGAGGGACAGCCUCUCAGGGAAAACGGGGCUGCGAUUAGACUGGAUUCGAAGACUUCGAAUCGCUCUGGGAGCUGCCAGAGGUGUGCAAUACCUCCACGACCUCGCCGAUCCUCCCAUCAUACACCGCGACAUAAAAUCGAACAACAUUUUGUUGGAUGAUCGCCUAAGUGCCAAAGUCGCCGAUUUCGGGCUCUCGAAGCCUAUGGGAGACUCCGAAAGAGGACAUGUUACUACUCAAGUUAAAGGGACAAUGGGAUAUUUGGAUCCCGAAUACUACAUGACGCAGCAAUUGACCGAAAAGAGCGACGUAUACAGCUUCGGCGUACUUCUAUUCGAGCUCUUGACGUCGAGGACACCGAUCGAGAAGGGAAAAUACAUCGUCCGCGAAGUUAAACAAGCGAUGGACACAAGCAAGGACAUGUAUAACCUUCAAAGCCUCCUCGACCCCAUCGUUUCUUACAGCACGUCGCCAAGAAGCGUCGAACGAGUCGUCGAUCUGGCUCUUAGAUGUGUUCAGGAGUCGGGCGUCGACAGGCCAUCGAUGAGCCAAGUCGUUAAGGAGAUCGAAAGCAUUAUGGAGGCUGCCGGCGUGAAUCCUAACGUCGAAUCUGCGUCGACUUCCGCGAGCCACGACGUCGACAGCAAAGGCUUCAACCACCCGUACAGCAACGACAGCCUCUUCGCCUACAGCGGGGGGUUCACGCCGUCGAGGCUCGAGCCGAAGUAGAGCUUGUAAGGAUCGAAGAAACAUAGUGGUUUGUUUUAGGACACAUUAAUUUCGACGGUUUGCAUUCUUUUGUGUAAGUUUCAGACAAUUUUCGACGAAUGUAAGUUCUUUAAUACAAGAGUGUGUUUGGAUUCA